AUGUGGCGCAAUCCCGAUGAUGAAUUCAGAAGCCUUAGACAUUGCUGGAAACUAUGGUCGUUUAACAGCAAUACAGUGACAACUUCGACUGAAAGUCCUGCACUUUUGGGUUUAUUUGACUCGCUACCUGGCUUUUGGAGGGAUGUUAAACAAAUUUUUGUGUUCUUUGAUAUGCUAUACUUUGCGCAUCAGAAUGCCACUCCUGGUGAACUACCAUUUUUUACGAAGCAGAGACCUGCAGCAAGGAGGCUGUUUUAUGAGUUUCGGCCAAUUGUCCAGUGUAAUGGUUACCAGUAUUGCUUGUUAAAAGAUGGCUAUCCACCAUAUCGACAACAUGUCUUGAACAAGAAUGGCGGCCGUUGGAUAAUUGAUAUAAAUCAUUCGGAAAUGAGGCAAACAUUUAUAUUUUAUCAGCUAAAAAUUUUAUUGUCUCUGAUUUUGGGCAGAUUUGAUGAUUAUCAGAAGUCUGUUUGCGGUUAUAAGGCAGAAAUGAAUAAUCAUAGAUGUCGGUUAGCACUUUGGAUAAAUGAUGGGACCGACUUGCAAGCGGUUAACGGAAUUGGUGCGCUAAUAAAAGAGUGCCUUCUCAUAACCGAAGGAAAACAGUUUUAUUUUGAAAAUCAUGCGUAUGCUGCUGAUCAAAUAAAUCAAAGUUUUUCGCUAUCAUCUAAGAAGAUCGAUUCAUAUGUGGACGCUUUAGAAGGCAGAUGGAAACUUUUGCUAGGCAGAGCGCCGAAAGAUAGUAGUUCCACGGAGAGGCAAAAAUUCGCACAACUUGCUCUAUUAACCAACAUGCAAGAAUUUUGGUCGGUUUUUGAUAUGCUUCGAAAACCUUCGAGGUUGAAAGCUGGGUACAGUUAUUAUUUACUUAAAAUAGAUGAAAGUCCCCAUACAAUUGAAGAGAACGAAAACGGUGGAAGAUGGGUUGUAGAAAUCACUCGUGGUUCUGUAGCUGCCAAUUUCUCAUGGCUAACACUUGUCCUCUCGUUGUUGUUGAAUCGAUUUCGGAUCUUUGAUGACGACAUCGUUGGUGGUGUUAUAGAAGUUUUUCGAAAAUCUUUCCAGAUAUCUCUCUGGAACAGUGACAAUUCCAAUGUCGUAAGAAUUCUGAAAAUUGGCAAAAUUCUAAAAAGUGAAUUUGAUCGAGUAGCUGACAGCUGGGCUUUACAUUACGAGACGCAAAAGGUACGUGAUAACUCUAAGAAUAUACCGUUACAGUAA
This is a messenger RNA of Enterobius vermicularis (human pinworm), 1221 nucleotides long. The record is from the annotation of a GenBank genome assembly. NCBI's taxonomy places the organism in Eukaryota, Metazoa, Nematoda, Chromadorea, Rhabditida, Oxyuridae.